AUGAACUUGUUUUUAUUCUGUCUUCUGGUCGUGCAAAUGCACAGCGGGGCGCCUGUGAUUCACACGCUGAAGUAUUUCUACACUUCGUCCUCUCAAGUUCCAAACUUCCCAGAGUUUGUGAUGGUUGCUUAUGUUGAUGAAGUCCAGGUGGUUCACUAUGACAGCGAGAGCAGGAAAGCAGAAGCCAAACAGGACUGGAUGAACCAAAUCACAGAAGAGAAUCCAAACUACUGGCAGAGAAACACAGAGAUCUGGGUUGUUCAGGAGCAAGUCUACAAAGUCAGCAUUGAAAUUCUUAAGAAGCGUUUCAACCAAACUGGAGGUGUUCACAUUGUCCAGAGGAUGUAUGGAUGUGAAUGGAAUGAUGAGACUGAUGAAGUUAAAGGUUGGGAUCAGUAUGGUUAUGAUGGAGAAGAUUUCAUAUCGUUGGACAUGAAGACAUGGACAUAUACUGCAGCAAAACAACAAGCUUUCCCCACCAAACUCAAGUGGGACCAGGACAUACUUACACUAGACUACAAUAAGUAUUACUACACUGAGCUAUGUCCUUCUUACUUGAAGAAGUAUGUGAAGUAUGGCAAGGAGGUCCUAAUGAGAACAGAGCUUCCAGAGGUGUUCCUCCUCCAGAAGACGCCGUCCUCUCCGGUCACCUGCAUGGCGACAGGUUUCUACCCCGACCUAGCCGACCUGUUUUGGAGGAAAGACGGCGAGCAGAUGUUCGAGGACGUGGAGCACGGAGAGCUGCUCCCCAACCACGACGGAACCUUCCAGAUGUCGGUGGAGCUGAAAGUGGAGGUGACGGCCGACGUGGAGGGCAAGUACGAAUGUGUGUUCCAGCUGUCUGGCGUCGAGGAGGACUUGGUCACCAAGCUGGAGAGAAGAAGCAUCCUGAGCAACGCAAGCCAUGAAGACCACUGGAGCGUCGCCAUCGGUGCCACGGCGGCGGUCGUGGCUGUGGCGGCCCUCCUGGCGGCCAUCUUCCUCGUCAGGCGACACAGACAAGAUCCACAGAGACAGAGCACCCACUCUCACAUAGAAACACAGCGUGGCGUGAGGAAAAAGUCCAUUUCACCUUUUGUUUCUCUGUCAUUUCAGCCAAAUACGAUCCAGCUCCUCGCCACGGCGGGGCCGAGCUCCCCGAGAACAUGCCGGCUGAAGGCUGAGUGGGACGCGGAGAUGCUUUGUCCUGAGGAAGAUGGCUACCCACCAGCUGCAGCCAAUGAGGUGAACUCCUUUGAAGUCACAUGA
Entelurus aequoreus (snake pipefish) is the source of this 1248-nucleotide messenger RNA. RefSeq names its product class I histocompatibility antigen, F10 alpha chain-like. NCBI's taxonomy places the organism in Eukaryota, Metazoa, Chordata, Actinopteri, Syngnathiformes, Syngnathidae. The transcript is spliced from 8 exons. The record is from RefSeq and is a predicted model, not a curated record. Gene Ontology annotation, biological process: immune response. Bases 1 to 1248 code for a protein of 415 amino acids. Gene Ontology annotation, cellular component: external side of plasma membrane.